Naumovozyma castellii is the source of this 840-nucleotide messenger RNA. RefSeq lists its product as uncharacterized. The record is from RefSeq and is a predicted model, not a curated record. The transcript has a single exon. The coding region runs from base 1 to 840 and encodes 279 amino acids. Lineage: Eukaryota; Fungi; Ascomycota; Saccharomycetes; Saccharomycetales; Saccharomycetaceae.
AUGGAUUCAAGUAGUUGCUCGACAAAUCCAGUGGGGCAGUUUUUAUCGCCCAAGAACAAUACUCUCUUAAGCACACACCGUCCUAUUGUCUCGAGGAAGACACAGGUUUCCGACCAUUAUAAUACUAAUGACGCAUCCCCCCAUGAAACUACGUUUAUGAAUAGGAAUAAUCAAGACUAUUCAGUAAAUAGACCUCAUCUACUACCAGCACAGAGCCAACAGGGCAUCGCCGAAGAUUGGGCAUCUCAAUUUUCUAGCAUGCAAAUUAAAGAUCCAUUAGAGUUCAGUCAAGAAUACAAAAGGCUCUAUUCCAGUUAUGAAUCAUCACAGCCACAGAGGCAAGUGCCUCCCAUGUCGAUGAACGUCGCACACCAACCUCUUCCGCAACCAUCGAUGUUUGUACCCUCACCACUACGGCAACAAAGAAAUGGAGAUGGGAUGGAUAUUGAUUCUUACUUUGAUUUGCAAUUCCAAUCUGUGGAAAAAGAAUUGGAAAUAGAAAAUAAUGCUAAUGCUGGCACAGCGAGAAACGAUAAUGUUCUCGAUGAGGAACAAUUGCAAUUACAAAAAACUGCCAGGGAUAUUGUGGAAUCAUGUUCCACACCGUCAUCUAUAUCUUCCAAUAGUUCAGUCAAUGCUAAAUUUGCAGAAUCUAAAUUUAUUGGGUUGAUGAGAAAGAUAAGUGAUGGGGUGGUGACAUUAAAGAAAAUUAAUGGUGAUAAGAACGUGGAUCAAAGUCAACAAGCUCCUUCAGUUGGUAACAAUGAAUUUUAUUCUACGGUUGAUGAAUCUGUGGUUGGUACUCCAUUUUAUCCAGUGGAUGAUACUGUUCAUAUGUAG